AUGGCAUCUACGUUGGGACAUAUAAAUAAGCUCGGCUACGCCGAGCUUUCAAAAAUUGAUGACGUUGCUAAACGUCUUGUAAUAGAUCAUUUUUUAAAUUUAGUAACUGUAAAAAUGACCGAUUUAGAUGACAAUUAUUUAUUUAAAUCUCCAGCUUUGUUAGCUACAAAUUUAGAAAAUAUAUUAUCUCAAUAUGUAACCUCAAAUGAUUCUAUAACGGCUAUUGAAGAAAUUUUUCAACUUAUUAUUUAUGAAAACCUUUAUAGCAUUUUGAAUGAUGUUACCAUUUUGAAAAUUUAUUUAGAAUUCUAUUUAAAACUUAUUAAUCCUAUUAUUACGAUAAAAGUCAUGGAAACUACCCGGUAUAAUACUUCAAGCAAGCAAAUUAAAGUUGUAGCAACUCAGAAUAUUAAAAAAAAUUCUGUAAUAAAUGAAUUAAUUGGAUUUACUGUAUGGUUAAGUAAAACUGAUGAAGAAAAUUUGAAGCUAGCUAAAAAUGAUCAUUCCAUUAUGUACAGUGAAAGAAAAAAAAAGUCAAAGCUUUUAUUCGGUCCAGCAUCCUUCAUCAAUCAUGAUUGCUUAGCUAAUAGUCAAUAUUUCCAAAAUGGAAAAAAUAUUUAUAUAAAAACAAUAAAAGAUAUUUCAAAAGGGAAUGAAAUCACAUGCUAUUAUGGUUCAAACUUUUUUGGAGAUAAUAAUACUAAUUGUGAAUGUGAAACUUGUGAAAAUAAAAUUUUACUUGAAUUCCAAAAUAAGCUUGAAAUUGAUCCAGGAGAGUUAGAUAAAUUUCUUGAUAAUCUUAUACUAUUUAAGAAUAUUGCCCAGAAUAAAAAUUCACAUAACAUAGAUGCAUCUUUUCAAAGAAAAGCCAAAGGUCAAGUUAACCGAGGUUUGAGACAUGAUGAUGAAAUAUAUCAUAAAUUUAUUAAAUACAUAGAAAGAGAAAAGAUGAUUAAGUUUAAUAACUUUGACCCUAACGAAAAAGAUAUUUUAAACAUUGUCUCAAAUGUUUACAAAAAUGAACAUCAUUCAAGUGUGAGAUCAGUAUAUUCUUUUGUUAAAGAGUAUAAGGAAUCAAUUAUUCAGGAUGUUCAAGGAAUUACAUCUUAUGCUAUAGACAAAUAUGUUAGGUCUUAA
This is a messenger RNA of Phymastichus coffea, 1137 nucleotides long. RefSeq names its product histone-lysine N-methyltransferase Suv4-20-like. The coding region runs from base 1 to 1137 and encodes 378 amino acids. Gene Ontology annotation, cellular component: nucleus. Lineage: Eukaryota; Metazoa; Arthropoda; Insecta; Hymenoptera; Eulophidae. Gene Ontology annotation, molecular function: histone H4K20 methyltransferase activity; protein binding. The record is from RefSeq and is a predicted model, not a curated record. The transcript is spliced from 3 exons.